AUGGCUUCAACAAUGGGUGGUUUGGUGCAAUUAUGGAACGAGUGGGAAAUCCAGUUAGUGGUGCUCCUCAGCUUCAUUUUGCAAAUCUUCCUCUUUGUCACCGGCAGCAUCAGACGGUAUAACAUCAACAUAUUUCUCAGACUUGUCAUAUGGUUAGCCUAUGUGGGGGCAGACAUGGUUGCAGUAUAUGCCCUUGGCCUUAUCUCCCGAAAUGUUCAGAGUGCCAAUACAUCAGAUGGAUCUGGUAGGAGCAGCAACAGAUUAGCAUUCUUCUGGGUACCUUUCCUCCUCAUCCACCUCGGUGGGCAGGACACCAUGACAGCUUUCUCCAUUGAGGACAACAACCUAUGGUUGAGGCACCUGCUGAACUUGUCCAUCCAAGUCUACCUUGCCUUGUACGCCUUUUGGAAAUCGACAGGUCGGCACAGCUUGCAGCUUUUAGCUCCAGCCAUUCUUGUGUUUCAUGCUGGGAUAAUCAGAUAUGGAGAGAGGACAUGGGCACUCAAGUGCGGUAGCCGAGAUGGCCUGAAAGAAACAAGUUGGCAAUUGCCAAAACUGAAUGUUGAGAUUGACAAGGGAAGCUAUCUUGACACAAUCUGCUAUGUUCUAAAAUCAAUCCUUUGUGUGCACGACCUCUUUUCAGGACGCACCAUCUCGCAAAUGAAAGAGCGUCAUGUCUUCAGGUUCCAAGGAGAUAGGCCCCUAGAGCAGGUAUCCAAGUUGCUGGAGGUUGAGCUUGCCAUGAUGUAUGAUGAUCUGUACACCAAGGCCAUGGUUCUUCGGAUAAGGAGUGGUUUUAUACUCCGGUGCAUCAGCCAUGUCUUUAUGAUUGCUGCAUUUGUGCUUUUCCUAACUGCAUGCAGCAAACAACAAUACAACAGAGCUGACAUUGCAAUCACCUAUGUGUUAUUCAUCGGCGGUUUUGUUCUUGAUGUUUGCUCUAUCUUCCUUGUUGCCAUGUCACCAUGGACUUGGGCAUUCUUCAGAGCUCAAAAUUGCCAUAGGCUAGCCCACAUAUCCUGGUUAAUUCUGUGUAGUCAUAUUGGUUGGCCAGAGAAGAGGCCACUGUGGUCAAAUUCCAUGGGACAGUUCAGCUUCUUGAGCUCCUGCAUAGGAUUUGACGAGCCAAGGUCAUCAUCCAAAAUGUUGACUAUCCUAAGAAAGAUGCUGAAUGCAGUCAACAAGAAGCUCUGGUUCAGAAAGAUAUGGCACACCAAGCAUGCCAAGGUGAACAAGGAUAUCAUGGAGAACGUCGUGACAUGGGUGAGACGUCUUGCUCGCGAAGAGUUUACGAGGAUUAUACAGGAGCAAAACUGGGUAAAUCUUCAACCUAUUAUCAAUUGCACGCUGAACAUUCCUGCUAAUUCAUUUGGUAAUAACAUUGUUCUCCUGCAUAUAUACACUGACCUGCAUUUGCGAAAACAACCUGACUUAAAUGUCAUUGGUAGCGAGGCAACAUCAACCAGUACCGCUGAUAUCAUGGACACAUGCAGAAAGAUAUCCAAUUACAUAGCCUACCUCUUGGUUAUGCAGCCUUCCAUGUUGCCACUGAGUGGUUCUGCACAGGACACGAUAGCAUCAUUCUAUGAGAAGAUCAUCAACAAAGGCAGCAGAAAACAGGAUGUUCUGGGGACUUGUUACCAGCUAGUGGAAGAUCACCUGGAGUUUGGUUAUGAGGAAUGCCUCACAGAGCAGGAGGAGCCUCGGGCAUGGCUCGAGACGCUGGUGGAGAUUAGAGAUAUGUGGAUGAGGCUUCUCAUUUAUGUUGCUGGCAAGUGCCAAGUGGAGCUGCACGCUCAGCAGCUAGGCAGAGGAGGAGAGCUCCUCACCUUCGUCUGGUUGCUCAUGGUGCAUCAUGACAUUGGAGCUGUUGCCCAGCAGUGCAUUCAGAAGAACAUUGAGCAUGUCAUGUUAGACAUGGGUUGGAUUUCUCAAAUUCCAAUGCUACUGUGUGAACAUAUGGUGAGCAUUACAACAGGUGUUGUGAGCCUUGUACUCGAGAAGAUCUCCACCCUGAUAGAGAAGGAGUACAGUAAGCUGAAGGGCGUGCGCGAUGAGAUCCUCUCACUCAAGGAUGAGCUAAGCAGCAUGAACGCUCUCCUCCUGAAGUUGUCAGAUAUUGAAGACCUUGAUGUUCAGGUGAAGGAAUGGAGGAACCAAAUCCGAGAGCUGUCCUAUGAUAUCGAGGAUUGCAUUGACAACUUCAUGCACCAAGUUGGUAGCAGCUCCAACAACUCUGAUAUGAAAUGUUUCUGCAGAAAGAUCAUUCACCAGGUGAGGGCACUUGGAGCUUGUCAUGCCAUCGCAAACAACAUACUGAAGCUGAAGGCUCGUGUUGAUAGUGCAAGUGAGCGACGGAUGAGGUACAACUUUGAUGGGGUCAUCUCAAGUUCUAGUGCUGCUGCACCUGCCGACCCUCGAUUACCAGCACUGUAUGCAGAAGUAGAAAGCUUAGUUGGUAUUGAUGAACCAACCAAUGAUAUGAUCAAGUGGUUAACAGAAGGAGGUGACUCAGUACAAAAGCUAAAGGUGGUAUCGAUUUGGGGACCUGGAGGUUUAGGCAAGACCACUCUUGCCCGUCAAGUAUAUGAUAAAAUUGCAAGGCAAUUUGAUUACCGAGCGUUUGUGUCAGUAUCCCAGAAACCUGAUAUGAGAAAAAUAUUCAGAAAUAUACUAACUAGUCUUACUGGGGUGGAGCACGUAGGCAUUGAAGCAUGGGAUGAAGAGCUGCUCAUCAAUAAACUGAGGGAUUUCAUCGAUGGUAAAAGGUACUUUAUUGUAAUCGAUGAUAUCUGGAGUACCACAGACUGGCAAACAAUCAGAUGUGUUUUGCUGGACAGUAACAUUGGCAGUAGAGUAUUAACCACGACACAAAUCAGUUAUGUAGCAGAAUCAUGUUGUCUUUCUGACCAAGAUAAAGUUUUUGAAAUGAAACAUCUAAGUGCCAUUCAUGCUGAAAAGUUAUUUCUCAAAAGAAUAUUUGGAUCAGGAGACAAUUGCCCUCCACACUUAAAAGAGGUGUCAGAUGACAUAUUAAGAAGAUGUGGUGGUUUACCGUUAGCUAUCAUCACUAUGGCCAGUUUGUUGGUGAAUAAACCACAAACAGAAGAACAAUGGGAGAAGUAUCGAGAUUCUAUUGUUGAAAAUGAUCCAAUUGUGAAAAAGAUGCAAGAAAUCCUCUCUCUUAGUUAUACUGACCUUCCUCAUCAUCUUAAGACAUGCUUACUAUACCUCAGUACAUUUCCAGAAGAUUUCAUAAUAGAAAGGGAUCGACUAAUAAGGAGAUGGAUAGCUGAAGGUUUCAUUGCUACAGAAGGUGGACGCAGCCUAGAGGAUGUUGGUGAACAUUAUUUUAACGAACUAAUUAGCAGGAGCUUGAUACAAGUAGUUGGAAUCAAAUAUGAUGAUCGAUCUAACACUUGCCGAGUACAUGACAUGGUUCUUGAUCUUAUUGUGUCCAAGUCAAUUGAAGAAAACUUUAUAACAUUUAUUGGUUAUCAGAAUCGUGUGUGCGGACUACAAGAUAAGGUUCGUCGGUUGUCCCUUAAGUGUCAUCAUCGAGAUGGUCAUGCAAGGCCUUCAACAAGGGAUGUUUCUUGUGCCCGUUCAUUCACUGUUUAUGGGUCGACUAAUCAUAUGCCACCUAUUUCAGAGUUUCAGUCUUUGCGUGUGAUUAACAUAGAAAAUAAUGAUACAUUGGACAAUCAUUACCUUAAUGGUAUAGGAAGAUUGUUUCAGUUGAAAUAUUUAAGGCUCAUUGAAGUAAGCAUCAGUAAACUUCCUGAGGAAAUAGGUGAACUACAACAAUUGGUGACAUUAGAGCUAGAACAUACUAAGAUAAAAGAAUUACCCAAAGGUAUUACUCGGCUUAAGAAUCUGGUGUUUUUACGUGCUGAUUACAAGAGCCUGCCCAAAGGAAUUGGAAACAUGAAGGCUUUGCAGAAACUUUCCUGGGUAAAAGUUAAUAGUACUGCCCCUUCGGUAACAUUGCAAGAAAUGGGCGAUUUAACUGAAUUAAGAUAUCUUGAUUUGAGUUGGUGUAUUGAUGAUAUGUACAGUGGCAUGAAAAGUUAUACGGAAAGUUUUGUUUCAUCCAUCAUUAGACUGUGCCAGCACAAGCUUCAGUAUCUACGUAUCCGAUCUGAUGUUAGUAAAGGAUGCUCUCUCAAAUUCAUGUUGGAUUCUUGGUCGUCGCCUCCCCAUCUCCUUCAGAAGUUUGACAUGUUCACAGACUACUAUUUUCCUAGAAUUCCAGAGUGGAUGGCCUCUCUGUCUAAAAUCACCUUCCUAGACAUUAGUGUUAAUCCUGUGGGAAAGGACACUCUGAGGAUUCUUGGUAACUUCCGUUCCCUGAAUGCUCUCAGGCUAUGGACAAAAACAGUAGCCUCCAAGGGAGAAUUUAUCGUACGUAACAUUGGAUUCCCAUGUUUGGAAGAAUUCUACUUUGGUUUUUGGAGGGUUCAGAUGGGGCCAAUAACAUUUGAGGUUGGGGCCAUGCCCAAGCUUAAAAAGUUCCUUUUUGAUAUAAAAGCGCAAGGAGCAGGCCCUCCAUCUGGAGAUUUUGAUAUAAGCAUUCACCACAUCUCUUCCCUUAAGUAUCUCCGUGUUGGUAUAGAUUGUAGAGAAGCAAGAGCUUGUGAGGUUGAGGUUACAGAGGCCGCGGUCAGGAAUGCCACCAGUGUCCUUCACAACAAUCUCCAUAUUGAAAUUGAAAGACACUGGCCAGGACAGAUGGUAAAAGACGAGACGGGAAGCACAGAUGAUCAUGAACAAGACAGGUCUUAAGACAUAUUAGGAAGAGGCAGUCGAUGGAAAGAUCAUUCAAGACAAGCGAGAAAAUUCUAGGAUGUAGAUGACUGCGAUUGGUCAGCGGUGAGAG
This is a messenger RNA of Oryza brachyantha (malo sina), 4879 nucleotides long. Its product is annotated as disease resistance protein RGA5-like. The transcript is spliced from 5 exons. The record is from RefSeq and is a predicted model, not a curated record. The coding region runs from base 1 to 4785 and encodes 1594 amino acids. Gene Ontology annotation, molecular function: ADP binding. Lineage: Eukaryota; Viridiplantae; Streptophyta; Magnoliopsida; Poales; Poaceae.